ACACACCAGCCGACGUGCAAAGCAGUUUGAGGUGGAGAAGUGAGAACCGAUCACGAAGAGCGCGCAAGACGAUGGGUGCAGAGUCAAGCAGCACCAGGAGAGGGCAAAGUUCGAGGACCAGCUGGCAAGAAGGCGAUACGACACCAACUUGCACAGCAGCGCCACAUCCAAGAGGAGAACUUGCGUAAACAAGAAGAGUCUGUCAAGAAACAAGAGGCCAUGAGGAGAGCCACCAUAGAGUAUGAGAGUGAACUCAGACACAAGAACGAGAUGGCCAGAGUCCAGGCAGAGAUCAGUGGCAAGACUCGUAUGGAGAGAGAGAACCAGGACCUGGCUCUGGAGCAGAUCAGAGUGAAGGCUGCAGAGUACAGGACCACUGUCCUGGAGAGCAUCAGGUCUCCUCCCCCUUCUCUACGUCUCACUCUACCUUCUACCCUUAGACCUACUCUUCUUUCUCUAUCUACUACUAUAUACCACCCUCCCCUUAUCGUAGUCUCAUCUCAAGUGUUGCCAACCAAAAAACAAGAAAAAUGGAGCUUUAUGUCACUAUUGCAUCAUAGUAACUGUAUAAGGCAAAGCAAAUGAAAGGCAAACAGUUGAACUUACUACACGUAGAAAAAUAGAUGACCUGGGUGGAUUCGAACCCACGACUAAGCGAUCGCUCUGCCAGGGCAGCAGGAUCUCUCAUUGGUCAGGGGGUGUCCAAUUUCAUCACUGAUUGGGACAAAGUCUCUGCCACUGCUGCGGGGAUCACUCUGAUAGCUGUUGGUGUGUACGCAGCCAAGAUGGGGACAGGAGUUGCUGCUCGUUACGUGGAGGCCAGAUUGGGGAAACCCUCGCUAAUUAGGGAGACAUCUCGUCUCUCUUUCUUCCAGGGGUUAAGACGUCCUGUCAAGGCUGUAAGGAGAGUGUUCAGUAGACCUUCGGACCCUCUGGCUGGCAUUGUCUUCCAGCCAGUGUUUGAAGACAAGCUGAGAGCCCUGGCCAGAGCCACUAUAAACACACGUACCAAUGGAGGAGUCUAUCGCAACGUCCUCAUGUAUGGUCCUCCUGGUACCGGGAAGACCAUGUUCGCCAAGAGUCUGGCCCACCACUCGGGGAUGGACUAUGCCAUUCUGACUGGAGGCGACAUAGUUCCUCUCGGGAAAGACGGAGUCACUGCCAUGCACAAGGUCUUUGACUGGGCCUCGGCUAGCAGGAAGGGAGUGGUACUGUUUGUGGAUGAAGCUGAUGCGUUCCUCAGGAAAAGAAGCAAGGUGGCUAUUAGUGAAGACUUGAGAAGCACUCUCAAUGCAUUUCUCUAUCGCACCGGAGAGGCCUCCAGAAGGUUCAUGUUGGUCCUGGCUAGUAACCAGCCAGACCAGUUUGACUGGGCCGUCAACGACAGACUGGAUGACCUAGUGAGGUUCUCCAAGCCCGGGCAGCCCGAGAGACUCCGCAUGUUGAAACUCUACUUCAGUCUCUACAUACUGGACCCUCCCAGAGUGGCCUGGUGGAAAAGACCAAGGCACAUCCCGCUACCUCCUGAUGUGGACUGGGAGGAGAAACUGACAGAGAUAUCCAGGAGAAUUGAAGGAUUCUCCGGGAGAGAAAUAUCCAAACUGGUGAUCGCCUGGCAGGCCGAUGCGUAUGGUUCUACGGAGGGACGACUGGACGAGACUAUGAUGGACAGAUGUGUGGGAGAAAUGUUGGAGCAACACUCUCAGAAACAGGUCUGGGACAAGGGAACGUUAGACCAAUCUUAGAGUUGUAAAUAUCAUAUUAUCACUUCACUCAAAGAAAAUUAUACAGGUAUUGUUGUCUCAGUAUUAUGGGAGUGUUAAUUUAUACAGUUGCAUAAUUAUUUGACAAGCGCUGAAAGAAAUUGCGAGUUAUAUAACAUUGGCAUAGAUAUGUGAUUCCACAUGCCUCCAUUGUUUGAUGGAUUCAUUUUAUAUUUGGGGUUGUGUUUGCACCAAUAACCCAUAACCUGGCAAUAGUGUCUUACACUACUGUGCAAAUAAAUUUCGCAUUGCACCCUAGAGUUUGGAUUGACAUUUCUCCGCGAGUUGCAGGUUCAUUGACACCAUCUGUGCAACGUCGGUGGCACACCCCCAGCUGAAGGUAAAGCCAUGCCCACCGUGGCCGUAAUUGUGAAUCAACAGGGAUUCACCCCCAAUUUCCUCGUCAAUUUCAACUC
Geodia barretti is the source of this 2179-nucleotide messenger RNA. NCBI's taxonomy places the organism in Eukaryota, Metazoa, Porifera, Demospongiae, Tetractinellida, Geodiidae. The record is from the annotation of a GenBank genome assembly.